AACCAAGGGAGGCCAUGCGAACGGGGCUCUGAUUCAAAUGCCAAACCCGCUCUAAAUCCGUCGCUCCAAAAAACGAUGAGUGCAGACCCAUAGGCGCACAGACACACUCGCUGUUCCGAGCCCUGGCUUUCCAAAGCACCUGGUCACCGUGGGAGCAGCCGUUGGCAUGGAGACCGUGGUGAUUGUGGCGAUCGGGGUGCUGGCCACCAUCUUCCUGGCGUCCUUCAUCGCCCUGGUGGUGGUGUGCCGCCACCGACACUGCCAGCCCCCAGACCUGCUGCAGUCUGAAACCAAACCCACUGUUGAUCUGAUCGGCGCCAUGGAAACUCAGAGCGAGGCGUCGGAGGUGGAGCUGGACGAUGUUGUCAUCACCAACCCGCACAUCGAGGCCAUCCUGGAGAACGAGGACUGGAUCGAGGACGCCUCAGGUUUAGUGUCACAUUGCAUCGCCAUCUUAAAGAUUUGCCAUACCCUGACUGAGAAGCUUGUAGCCAUGACGAUGGGUUCGGGGGCAAAGGUCAAAGCCCCCGCCAGCCUCAGUGACAUCAUCACCGUGGCCAAACGCAUCAGCCCCAGGGUGGACGAUGUUGUGAGAUCCAUGUACCCACCUCUGGACCCAGUACUCCUCGAUGCCAGGGCCACCGCCCUCCUGCUGUCAGUCAGCCACCUGGUGCUGGUGACCCGUAACGCGUGUCACAUGGCGGGCAGCACCGACUGGAUCGACAUGUCGCUGCACGCCGCUGAGGACCACAUGGUGGCGCUACGAGAGGCGGCACUGGCUUCCGAACCCAACCUCACCCCUCCAGGACCUGAGACCUUCCAGAAGGAGCAGGCCAUCUAGGCCCCCGGUAACCGGUGUCUAGAUCUGCUAUC
Messenger RNA from Conger conger (European conger), 873 nucleotides. RefSeq names its product transmembrane protein 98-like. Gene Ontology annotation, cellular component: endoplasmic reticulum. The record is from RefSeq and is a predicted model, not a curated record. The coding region runs from base 167 to 841 and encodes 224 amino acids. The transcript is spliced from 7 exons. NCBI's taxonomy places the organism in Eukaryota, Metazoa, Chordata, Actinopteri, Anguilliformes, Congridae.